UUUACGUGCCAGGAUGGACCGCGAACAUCACGUCACGCCAAAGCCGAUGAAGAAGGCGCCGAAACGUAAGACUGGACCGAAGCUGUCCAAAGCUGAGCAAAACAACAACGUGAAGCGUCAACGGAUGACGAUGGACAAUAAGGACGACAUGCUGGCUACGUACCAGCCGUGGGUGAUCCAAACGUACGGCGAUCUGGCUAAAACUAAGACGAUCACAUUGAAGAAGUACGCGAGGAUUUUACGCACGCUUAGGGGUGACGAGGUGGUCAGUGCUGACAAUAGUAAAUUUCGGUUUUGGGUGAAGGCGAAGGGUUUUUGUGUGGGACAGCCUGUGGGCUAUGAAGCCAAACCCGCCGACGCAAUAGUGGGCAGGUACAGCGUUUGCGACAUGGAUGAUGGGAUUCCGGUGGCCAACGAGAAGUUGUCAGGAUCGGCGAAGGAUCCACCGCUUUAUGUACCAAAUGCACCCUUCAAGAACUCGACAGGCGAACCUGUUUACAGAAAGGUGGCGAUCGUAGAAAAUUUCUUCGAUAUUAUCUACAACGUUCAUGUGGAAUUAGAGGGAAGACCGGGAAAACAUGCAGGACAAAAGAGGACUUAUCGCACGAUAACUGAGACGUAUGCAUUUCUACCCAGAGAAGCAGUAACUCGUUUUCUUCUUGGCUGCACCGAAUGCCAGAAGCAUCCACGCUCACCUUCUCCCAUAUCCGUAUUACCAACACCGAGUCCCAGUCCAACCUUACCAGUGGUAAUACACACAACUCCGCCACAACUACCCAUGACUCCGCUUCCCACACCAGAGAUAAACUUUAUCGAAACGAACGGAGAUCACAAAGUUAAAAAUCUGUCAUCGCCAACUGGUUCCACCACAUACAGCAACAAUUUUGCCGAAGACGUAAAUGUAGACAUAGAAGACAGUCCGAUAAAGGUGGAGGAACCGUUGAGGGUGAGCAGUCCAGAACCCAAACGCUCGAGUAAUCCCUUGGACGUUUGUAAUUUAACCUCACGCGAUCCACCGAAACCAAGAACCCCUGCCCCCAAAUUAUGGUCGCCAGUAGAAACAAUCGAACGCGAGGAGCAAAAGAAGAAGAUGAUGAUGGGUGGCAACAUAGACUUUUCCCUCCCGAUCACCACUACCUAUUUGAAGUACAUGCGAAGCCUGGGAUGCACGGACGAAGAUGCCAUGAAACUCGAGAACAGACAAGAAAACAUAUCCGCGCAGGAUCCAGCUGAUACUCCGGACGACGAUCACUUCGCAGGAGGAACCGGAGCGAUGAAAGACAGCGACAAACUCAAGCUGAUGCUUUUGGCGUGGAACUAUACCAAUCAGGCCCAAGGCAACAACAGAAAUGGCAGCGGUGAAAUCCCGGACUUGUCCGCCGUUCCCGUAGGAGAAGAGAUGGCCGGACUGUGGGCCACCUACCACUCCGCCCUCGGCCUGGGCAAAGGCAAAGCAACACCCCCAACUACAAGAGACAAUUCUAGUCCAGUAAAUGCUGAAACAGGAUCCGCACACGAUGAGACAAGCUCAAGUGGAAACAAGGACGAUGAGGAUGAUGACGAUGACGAAAGUGACGAUAAAAUCGACACCCAGACUCACGAUCCAGAACGUCUUAAGGCCUUCAACAUGUUUGUGAGGCUGUUCGUCGAUGAGAACCUGGAUCGUAUGGUGCCGAUCAGCAAGCAACCGAAGGAGAAGAUCCAAGCGAUCAUCGACUCGUGCACAAGACAGUUCCCGGAGUUUGCUGAGCGAGCUCGAAAAAGAAUCCGGACCUACCUCAAAUCGUGCAGAAGGAAUAAACGUGCACGGGAUCCAAAUUCGCCGUGGGAUGCGACAAGACCCACCCCUGCGCAUUUGACGUCUGUACAAGCUGAACAGAUUUUGGCCACGGCGUGCGAAAAUGAAAGUCACAACGCUAAAAGGAUGAGAAUUGGAUUGGAGCCAGUUAGUCAGCCAAUGCCAGUCUUGCCAGGAGCUCAGCCAACAGACACUACUGCGCCAAUUAACAGAGGAUUGGACUUCUCAAAUAGCACGCCAGUAAAAAUGGAGACAGACGCAGUCAAUAACGCUUUCCCUUCAUCCACGACACCUACAUCCACCCCUAAUUCCAUGUCAAAAGGACUAUCACUUACACCCGACCUAAAAACAUCAGGUCUCAGUGUGUCAAGUGCGGCAGCUUUGGGAGCCACAGCGAUGAAUGGAAUUGGGAUAUCUAGUACAGCAGGAUCGGCUCCGACUGCAAUGUAUCGCCCGAACUUCUCACAGGCUUUCCAAAGAGCAGGUCCUUAUCCUCUCUUCCCUGGAGCCACACCUUUCGGUGCUGGCGGUGGACUACUUACAAAUGGUCCGGCAGAUUUGAGCAUGAAGCAGAAGCCGCUGCUCAAUCAUAAGCUGACCACUGGUGAAAUGGCGGCCGUGCGACAGUUGAUAACGGGAUACCGUGAGUCAGCCGCCUUUUUGCUGAGAUCCGCCGAUGAGCUGGAACAACUGAUGCUGCAGCAACAGUAAAGACUCGCAGACCGGGAAUAAUAUUAGUCAAAUGCCAUACGUCAGCGACAAAAAUGUACUUCUAAGUUUUGUAAUAUAGUUCGUUAGCCUCGCAAAUGAAAGAAAUGCCAAAGCUUUGGACUGCUCGUAUUCAGGGAUCUGUAAUGAUUAGAUGGGUUUGGCAUUUUUUUCGGUGGCUACUAGAAUAUAAUUAGGCACGAGUGAUUUUAAGCACUUUUCACUUUUAUAUUUUUUAAAUUAUUUUACGAUAUUUGGACUGUUAAAUAAAUCGUGUAAAUAUAACUUAACUUUUGCUACUUAUUAGAACAAAAUGCUGAAAUUAUGUACAAAAAUAAAGGUUUCCUAGAUUAAGUGAAAAUAUUUAUUUAUAGAAGUUAGAAAAUACUAUUAUACAGGGGGAAAUUUUAUUAUAUUUGAUAUAAAUGUUGAGAAUUUAUUCUGAGUGUACCAAAGAUAAUUGUAAAUACAUUUUAAAAUGUCGCCGAUGUUUUGUAAUUUUCAAAAAAUUAUAUAAAUGUGCAAAAUCGGUUAUGUAAAAAGUACUGUAAAGUGAGCACCUAUUGGAAAUCGUAAUUUUAUUAUAUAUAAGGGAAAAGUAUAUUUUGUAAAGCAAAUUCACUUGCAAUAUUCUUCUAAAAACUGUCAUCAAUUUUGUCCGAAAUAGGCAAGGAAUAGUGUUUAGUUGACUGUUAGAAAAAUAUAUACACUGUUAUUUUUUAAACUUGCAAUUCCGACGAGCUUGAUGAAGUGUUUUUAGAUGAACUGAAAUUCGACAACAAAAAUUCGCAGUUGGAAAUAGUGUUAACAAGGAAGUAAAGUAUUUCUGUGAUUGUUAGUAAGUGUUAGAAAUGAGAUCAACAUCAGGAAAAUAUAUAUGACAAAUAUAACUCUUUUGUUUAUGUAAUAUCUAUGUAUCUGUUUUAUGUAAAUUUCAACAUUCCAAUGUAUUUCUGAAUGUAUAUAAUUAAAUUGUAUUUUGAUCUGAAAUCACUGCCAGAUUUGUGUAUCAAUAAAUAAUGUCCACGUUA
This is a messenger RNA of Aethina tumida (small hive beetle), 3537 nucleotides long. RefSeq names its product nucleolar protein 4. The coding region runs from base 14 to 2509 and encodes 831 amino acids. The record is from RefSeq and is a predicted model, not a curated record. NCBI's taxonomy places the organism in Eukaryota, Metazoa, Arthropoda, Insecta, Coleoptera, Nitidulidae. The transcript has 12 exons.